Messenger RNA from Pollicipes pollicipes, 1025 nucleotides. RefSeq names its product astacin-like metalloprotease toxin 3. Gene Ontology annotation, molecular function: metalloendopeptidase activity; zinc ion binding. Bases 21 to 1025 code for a protein of 334 amino acids. Gene Ontology annotation, biological process: proteolysis. The transcript has 5 exons. The record is from RefSeq and is a predicted model, not a curated record. NCBI's taxonomy places the organism in Eukaryota, Metazoa, Arthropoda, Thecostraca, Pollicipedomorpha, Pollicipedidae.
UGUCUGCCACAGACCUGCUAAUGCUCAACCUGUGGAGGCCAAUCGGCAGCAAGCUGCACGAGGGCGACAUGCUGCUGUCAUCGGCGCAGAAGAAGCGGUACUCGCUGCAGCCGGACACAUCCUCCUCGGCACCGCUUGUCGCCAACCCGUGGCCGAGCAACACGGUCAAGUACAAGAUCGGCACACCGGGUCCGAGCAAGGAGCUGGUGGAGCACGCCAUGGCGCGCUGGUCAGGCGGCACCUGCGUCAAGUUUAAGGAGGACAAGUCCGGCACACUGGAAAUCAAGUACGGAGAGGGCUGCUACGCCCAGCUGGGCUAUACGGGCUCCCAUCAAGUGCUGGUGCUGGCGAAGGACUGUGAGAGCGAACCGGUGUUGGUCCACCUGCUGGGGCACGUGUUGGGCCUGCCGCACGCGCACUCUCGACCCGACCGUGACAAGUAUCUGUACGUGCGCGCGCACAACGGCCUCGUCGACGACUUCAUGUACCUCAACACCAAGGACUACGCUGCGUGCCCGUUCAACUACCAGUCCAUCAUGAUGUACGACACGUACGGGCUGUCGCGCAGCGGCGAGGCCGUCUUCCUCUCGUCCUUCCAGACGGACAAGGGGCUCAUGAUGUCCAGCGGCAUCGGCAUCCAGGACGCGUUUGUGCCGGACGCUGAUCUGGCGUUCGCCAAGCACGUGCUCGGCUGCAAGCAAGGGCAAGGCGUCGUGCGCGGCACCACACCGGAGCCGGAGCCCUGCGAUGUGGACGUGACCACGGACAACAGCCGUUUCCAGAAGAAACGCGCUCAGCUUCAACCUACCACCGGCAAGGAGAAGUGCGUGCGCGUCGGCUUCCUCAUCCUCUUCGAGAUGACACCCGACCCGGAGCGCCUGCUCUUCCUCUUCUCCACCGGCUGCCGCUAUUUCCAGUACAAGGAGGCUACCGGUGACCUCGGCAAGACGGGCAAGGUAUACGCCUUCACCAUGGAGGACGUGUACUGCUCGGACAAGAUUUCGCCCGUCGCGCCGUGCUUCUAG